UAAUUAUGAGAGUGUGACCAAGUGUUGCUUAGUAUCCAAUCCAAGACUAAAUCAUAACAUAACAAAGAAAAUCCAAAUUAAGCUUCUUUUAAGAUCUUUCAAAUUGAUGCAUCAGAAAAAGUAAAGAAGAAGAAGAAGAAGAAAAUGGCGGAAGAAAAAGAAUCAACGUCAAUUCCUCUGAGUCAAGCUGAUAAUGUCUCUUGCGAAGAUCCCGAAGAUCCAGCUAAGUCUCCACCAACCUCUCCCAACUCUUCUACUCGCAGGGCUUGCUGCUUUGUUCUUCAGAGUUGGGUCUCAAAGAAGUUUAUGACUGGAAUUGUUGUUCUAUUCCCAGUUGCAGUUACCUUUUUUAUUACAUGGUGGUUUAUUCAGUUUGUCGAUGGUUUCUUUAGUCCGCUAUACUCCAGUUUUGGCAUUGAAAUAUUUGGACUUGGUUUUAUUACAUCGCUAGCUUUUGUAUUUGUUAUUGGUGUUUUUGUUUCGUCGUGGAUGGGGGCCACUGUCUUCUGGAUUGGAGAAUGGUUAAUAAAGCAGAUGCCCCUUGUCAGACAUAUAUAUUCUGCAUCCAAGCAGAUUAGUGCUGCAAUUUCUCCAGAUCAAAAUACCACUGCCUUUAAAGAGGUAGCAAUUAUCCGUCAUCCGCGUGUUGGUGAAUAUGCUUUUGGCUUCAUUACAUCAACUGUUACUCUACAGCAAGAAAAUGAAGACGAAGAGCUUUGUAGUGUUUUUGUCCCUACGAACCAUCUGUAUAUUGGCGAUAUAAUUUUGGUUAACUCCAAAGAUGUAAUAAGACCUAAUCUUUCCAUUCGAGAAGGCAUAGAAAUCAUUGUUUCUGGAGGAAUGACAAUGCCACAGUUGAUAUCUCCCAUCGAAAGAGUUACUCGACCCAAUGAGAGAAUAUCUUUGAACAGAAUUGGAUAAAGGAAUGCACCCGCUGUUUAAGAUUGAUUUGUAGUUAUCGUCCAUUAUUAUACCAUGCAUGGGUCAUAUGGUGAUGAGAAUUGUAUUCUGAAUCUCGUUGUGAUGGAGUCUGUAUACGAAAGUUGUUGAAUAUUUAUAGUUUCUAUCGAAGUUCAAAAAAGAGAUACAAUGUAGUUAUUACAAUAUUUUUAUCAUUUUCUUUAUAGUUUCA
This is a messenger RNA of Lathyrus oleraceus (garden pea), 1132 nucleotides long. RefSeq names its product protein LIKE COV 2. Gene Ontology annotation, cellular component: Golgi apparatus. Bases 145 to 921 code for a protein of 258 amino acids. The record is from RefSeq and is a predicted model, not a curated record. Lineage: Eukaryota; Viridiplantae; Streptophyta; Magnoliopsida; Fabales; Fabaceae. The transcript has 7 exons.